GCGUCAGUGUUGACUCGAGAAGACGCUGAGAUCAGCCAUUCGAGUCUUAUCAUCCCACGAAUAUCUCACUAGGGUAGGACGAGACCAUGUCCUUGUGAUGUCCACGGGUACUUUCGGAUGCAUCCGUUUCAGCACCGAGGGCCAAUCCACAAACGCGGCGUUCUGACCAAGGUCUUCGUGCUAGAUGAUCUUGGAGCCCUACAUUCUGAAGUCCAAUGGACCUGGGGACGGAAGUGGGGAAUUAUUCGCAUUACCUCCACACUUUCACGAUAUGCACCUUUUUCUGGUGCAUUGAUGUCCUCGUAUUACAUGGGGCACCCAAGAUUAUCGGCGAGAUCAUUUCGCACAGAAAAUGCGUUUCUCCAGCCUCGCCGUACUUGCUGCUCUGACAGCGUCAGUGCGUGUAGCAAAGGGCUUUGCACAUCAAAUUCAGAUUGCUGUAAAGGCAUGGAAUGUAGAGAUGCUAAUGGCGAUGGAGUGAUGAUCUGCGUGUGGGACUAGCCUAGCCGGCAGCCUGGCACGUCGCGACAUGGCGCCGCCCCGUGUAUCGUGACGGAGAUGUCGAUUGCAGUGGUCCAUGGAAGAGAUAGUAGCGUAGUCAGCCAAUUAACAUCGUUGACCGGUCAAACCAUAAUGUCAGAACCGGCUUUAGCUGGAGCUCCGGCAACACUUGA
This is a messenger RNA of Suillus discolor, 674 nucleotides long. RefSeq lists its product as uncharacterized. The coding region runs from base 118 to 501 and encodes 127 amino acids. The record is from RefSeq and is a predicted model, not a curated record. Lineage: Eukaryota; Fungi; Basidiomycota; Agaricomycetes; Boletales; Suillaceae. The transcript has 6 exons.